UCUAGCAUACUAUUGAUAAUAAUAAUAAUUUUUAGAACUUCUCCCAAUGUAAACAAAAAUGUCGGGCGAAAACUUGGCGGGGAACGCUGAACAGGAAACUUCUGAUGAUGCCGUUAUUUCAAUGGUUGAUUACUUGAAAGAAGAAGAGAAUUUAGUUGAAGAUGCUAACGCAGUUUUGGGAGAUAGCGACGAAAACCAUUGUACGUAUGGAAAGGGCUAUGUUGGAAGACAAGCAUUGUAUGCAUGUUCAACUUGUGAGACAAAGGACAAGGGCCCAGCAGGUGUUUGUCUAGCUUGUAGCUAUGCUUGCCAUGAAGGUCAUGAUCUGUAUGAACUCUACACCAAAAGAAACUUUCGUUGUGACUGUGGAAAUAGCAAAUUCUCUGACAUUAAGUGUAAACUUCAGUCAGAUAAAGAGGAACAUAACAUAAAGAAUCAGUAUAACCAAAAUUUCAAGGGACUGUACUGUGUCUGUGAACGCCCCUAUCCUGACCCUGAAGAUGAGAUAGAGGAUGAGAUGAUUCAAUGUAUUGUUUGUGAAGACUGGUAUCAUGGGAGGCAUCUUGGAGACUGUAAACCUCCCAGUAACUUUCAGGAGAUGAUAUGUAGAGGUUGUAUGAGUAAACAUGAGUUCUUAUGGGCAUAUAAUGUUCACAGUAAAGAAAUACAGGCACUGAAGUCAGACAGCAGUACCAGUGAGGUUACAGUAGAUACAAGCAACAGCGAUGUGUCUGUUGAUACAGCAGUAAAGUCUGAAAACAGUGAUAGCUCUGUGAAUGGUAGUUCAGAGGUUAAAGAUAAAGAAUGUGUUGAUACCAAGCCAGAUAACUGUGAUAGUAAGUGUGAUACUGGAGCUUCUGAUACAGAGCAGUGUUUGUUGGAGGAUCUGAAUGCAAGGGAGGUCACUGUGAAAGAAUCAGCAACUUUCUGGCCAGAAGGAUUUAGAUCUAAAUUAUGUGUCUGUACAGCGUGUAAGGCAAUGUACAAAGAUCAAGAUAUAGAGUUUAUAGUAGAUGAGAGUGACUCUGUAUUAGCAUAUGAGAAAAGAGGAAAAGAUAAAAGAUCUCCUUCGUCAGAGGCUGACCAGGAAAAGAGGGUUCUGGAGGGCAUGGAUAGAGUACAACAGAUAGAAAUGGUCCAAGGGUUCAAUGACAUGAAAUCGGCACUUAGUGAUUACCUGAAGAAGUUUGCAGAGAAUGGUAAAGUGGUGCGGGCUGAGGACAUUCGUGAGUUUUUCUCUCAGAUGGAGCAAAGGAAGCGCCAGAAGACAGAUCAUACACCAGCUCAUUUCUGUAGAUAAUUUUUAUCAUUAUACCUAUCAUUGGCACAAGAAUAUGAGUUUAGGUGUCUUUUAUAAAGACUAAAAGAACAAUUCAUGAUGAUUUUAUUUCUUCCAAUUUUUAAUUGAUUAUUGAUUGACUCAAUGAAUUGGUUUUGGCUUUCUCUUUUCUAAUUUUGGUAUAAGUUUGGGGUUUAUGUUUUUGGAAGUUAUUUAUUGCAUUUUAAGAGUUUCAAGUAAGUAACGUCCUUUUUAUAUUAAAGAAAACUUGUACUUAUUAAUUUUGGUAUAUAUUAUCAUUAUAUCUCUCAAGUUAACUAAGUUAUUGAAUAACUGUAUUGCAAAAUAUUACAUAAAAGCAGACAUAUUUAUUUUUUUGUAAAUUCUGACUGUCAGUGUUCCAGCAUAAUUCAAUAAUUUAUCAACAUCUAGUUUCUAUUACUGUUAUAAAUGUAAAUUAUAAAGCAUGGAACAAUUUUAUUCAUACAUAAUUACAUGUAGUUACUCAAAUGUACAUUAUUUCAUUGUGUUCAGUAUUGAAGAUGUUUACAUCCUUUUGAUCCAUGUUUUGUAAUAAUAAAAUAUAGUUUUGUCAUUCUCAGCAUCUGAAUGAACUUUGUUUUUAAAGUUAUUUUAAAUAGGUAAACUUGAUCAUCAUUAUUUUUAACAAUCUUUCUGGUGCAUGUAGAUUUUUGUCUGUUGAUAUAUUAAAUGUCCAUGUGAUAAAUAGUUGAAUAAAGUUUAGUUAUUAAAA
Ruditapes philippinarum (Manila clam) is the source of this 2033-nucleotide messenger RNA. Its product is annotated as putative E3 ubiquitin-protein ligase UBR7. The record is from RefSeq and is a predicted model, not a curated record. Lineage: Eukaryota; Metazoa; Mollusca; Bivalvia; Venerida; Veneridae. The coding region runs from base 59 to 1300 and encodes 413 amino acids. Gene Ontology annotation, cellular component: cytoplasm. Gene Ontology annotation, molecular function: ubiquitin protein ligase activity; zinc ion binding. The transcript has 10 exons.